Molecule: messenger RNA, 831 nt
Organism: Macrosteles quadrilineatus (aster leafhopper)
Lineage: Eukaryota; Metazoa; Arthropoda; Insecta; Hemiptera; Cicadellidae
Exons: 6
Coding region: 1-831 (276 amino acids)
Cellular component (GO): extracellular region
Molecular function (GO): hormone activity
Source: RefSeq, a predicted model, not a curated record
AUGCGGCGUUGUGCUACGUCGGCGGUGGUAUUACUACUGGCGAUGUGCCUGUGUGUGGCCCGCGAGCACGACCUGCGGGAACUCAUCGCUAGAAAACGUUCGGGGUUGCGGCUUUGUGGUGAAAAGUUGAUCCAAUCACUCAUGGUUCUUUGCGACAACAAGUAUAACAAGAGAAACAAUCAUCACUACAGUCACGACCGUGGUAGAGGAUGGGAGUACUGGAGGACUCGCAGACAAGCCGUCUCCAUGUUAUCCACGACACGUAUGAGACGUGGAGUCGUGGACGAGUGUUGUAUGAAGGCUUGCAGUUUACGAGAACUAGGUUCAUAUUGUCUUUCGGAAAACCUGAAGAGGAGAUAUACAUGUGCCAGCUGCCUGGAUAUAAAGAUGGAACUUUUAGAAUUUGCCAUCUUUGUAAGUGUCCAUGGCUACAAGCAAGCCAGCAGGUCUUCCUUCAGACUAACGUUGAAACACGGGAUGUUGGCCGUGCCGCUGGUGCUGGCUGUUCUACACAGUUCUUUCUCUGAGUCAGCGCAGACCUCUACACUUUCUGCAGCGUCUGCACCCUUGCGUCUUUGUGGUAGUGCCUUGGUAAACACGUUGGAACUUGUCUGCGAAACCUACAACAAGAGAUCAUCACCAUUAGAUUUCGAUAGUAAUGCUUUAGCAGACGACGAGGAGCCAGUAGGUGUGUUCCGCCCCCGCAGGUCGGCGCUGCGGCUCGUCCCCAGGAGCUUCACCAGGCACAGGCGAGGGGUUGUCGACGAGUGUUGUCACAACUCCUGCACCAUCGAGGAGCUUGCUACUUACUGCAAGGUAUCCAGGAUCUAG